ACGGUUUCGGACUCACACCGACUCGUUUCGCAUCCGCGUCCGGAAAAGCGGAAAAAUAAUGGCAAACACACCAAGCAGCCGCUCUAGCGUGGUCCGUAAAAGUCCAGAGGACUGCGCCAUUUGCUUGGACAAAAUUCAGGACAGGAAGAUGUUAAAGUGCCUUCACUCUUUUUGCUCUGAGUGUAUCGACGCGGUUUUCAGGUUUAAACCCGCUUGUCCGAUAUGCAACACCUACCACGGAGUGUACACGGGGACCCAGCCGGAGGGUACGAUGACGGUGACACGCAGCUGGCAGCGCCUGCCUGGCUUUGAGCGCUGCGGAUGUAUUAUCAUAACGUACAGUUUCCCGGCAGGGAUACAAGGGGCUGAGCACCCAAACCCUGGAAUGAGGUACGGCAGCACCUCUCGUACUGCCUUCCUUCCAGCCUGCGAGGAGGGAGAGAAAGUCCUGAAGCUGCUGAGGAAAGCCUUCGACAGGAGACUCACCUUCACUAUCGGACAAUCUGCCACCACAGGCCUCAACAACGUCAUCACCUGGAAUGACAUUCACCACAAGACCAACGUGGGAGGUGGUCCACAAUGUUUUGGAUAUCCAGAUCCAGCAUAUUUGUUCAGGGUUAAGGAGGAACUGCGUCUUAAAGGAGUGACAGAUGAUGACUAAUGGGCGAAGACAUCCUUCAAAUAGAUUUAAUACUGUGUAUUGUAACUAAAUUCUGCCCUCAAACUUUUUUUUUUCUGCAAGCUGUCUAAAUGGAAUUUUUAGAUAUGAGCCAAGGUGGUUAGUGGCUUUUCCCAAAGACUUUCAACUCUCCAUUUGAACUGACUAUGCAAAAAUUUACUUUAAGCACAGCCUAUAUAGUAUGUAACCCAACAAAACCAGGAUUACAGUACAGAAGGUCAGGGGCUAUAUUACUGAUCAUCAGAUUAUAUUUAAAUCAUGUAAAUAUGCCAUUUUCUUCUUUUUUUUAACAUGGCAUCACACAGGGUCUCAAAUCUGGUGCCUAAAGGCAAAACAGUUGGUAAAAGCAGUCCUAACUUGAUCAGGCUUAGAGUCUGCAACAACAAUGUAGUCAAAACAGGUAAACUAAUCCUGAGCGCUAAGGCCAGCAGAACAGAAUAAAGACAAAGAGUGACUGCUAGCUGUGUCCUACUGUAUACAGACUGUGGUGAAAUAGCCUGAUGAGGACAUGGCCGUAACUGUGCACAACUCUGCAAUUUUACAUCUUUGGCUUUAGCUGUAGCGCUUCUCUGAAUAUAUCUGUAAUACAUGUACCAACAUAACAUUACUGUGGCAUAUUUGUUUUGUCCCGUGCCGUAAUGCCUACUUUACUAUUGCUGAUGUUGGGUGACUGCUUUGACAUUGUUCACUGUGAUAAUUUGAGGCUCUGUCCACUCAUUCAACCAGUGAGGUCCAUGUAGGAAACCACUGCACACAUGUGAUAGAGAUGUCAUCUGUUAAUUUAUGGGUAAAGCGUCCCAAAUCCCAGGAAAACCAACAAUGAAUCAAUCCUACUAUUAUUUAUUGCUUGUGUAGCCAGAGCCUAUAUAUUGCACUAUACUGUGUACAUUAAGAUGAACAAGGGCAUUGUAUUUCAUUUAGAGUUGAUCCCCCAUACACUGUCCUGCUGCCAUAAAUACUCACUAGCGGAUGAAAUCCACAUCUUGAAAGUAUUCCUUAACAAAUGCACUUUACUCCUG
Molecule: messenger RNA, 1698 nt
Organism: Xiphias gladius (swordfish)
Lineage: Eukaryota; Metazoa; Chordata; Actinopteri; Istiophoriformes; Xiphiidae
Product: probable E3 ubiquitin-protein ligase DTX3
Exons: 3
Coding region: 59-661 (200 amino acids)
Biological process (GO): Notch signaling pathway; protein ubiquitination
Molecular function (GO): metal ion binding
Source: RefSeq, a predicted model, not a curated record